Molecule: messenger RNA, 1305 nt
Organism: Galdieria sulphuraria
Lineage: Eukaryota; Rhodophyta; Bangiophyceae; Galdieriales; Galdieriaceae
Product: (S)-2-hydroxy-acid oxidase
Exons: 3
Coding region: 55-1239 (394 amino acids)
Molecular function (GO): FMN binding; oxidoreductase activity
Source: RefSeq, a predicted model, not a curated record
GAGAAAUUAUCAAUUGCUAUCAUUUCGACAUUCUUCGUUGUCGACAAGCUAGAUAUGUCUGGAGACAAGCCAUUUGAGCCAGUAAAUGUGUAUGAAUAUGAAACAUUGGCAAAGCAGAAACUGCCAAAAAUGGCGUAUGACUACUAUGCCUCAGGUGCAGAUGAUCAGUAUACCCUCGAAGAUAAUAUUUUAGCGUUUCGGAGAUUUCGCUUCAAACCAAGAGUUUUGGUUGAUAUCUCAGUUCAAGACAUUACUGCAAAUAUUCUCGGAAUUCCUUGUAGUUUUCCUUUCGUCAUAGCUCCUGCAGCAAUGCAGAAAAUGGCUCACCCAGAUGGUGAAGUGGCAGUAGCCAAAGCCGCAGCAAAGUCGAAGGUCAUCAUGACUCUAUCGUCCCUUUCCACUUGCAGUAUAGAAGAAGUCGCAAAAGCAGCUCCAGAAGGGCCAAAAUGGUUCCAAUUAUAUGUCUACAGAGACCGGGAAGUUACCAGAAGGCUCGUAGAAAGGGCAGAGAAGGCAGGAUAUCUUGCAAUCGUUGUUACCGUGGAUACUCCGAAGCUAGGAAGAAGAGAAGCUGACGUACACAACAAGUUCGAACUUCCACAGCAUUUGACCUUUGCCAACUUUAUCGAGGGUACAAACGAGGAUCGUCAGAGAACCAGGAAAGUUGAUGGUUCUGGAUUGGCUGCCUACAUUGCAUCAUUAUUUGAUCCAUCGUUGUCGUGGAAAGAUAUUAGUUGGCUGAAAACUAUAACCAAGCUUCCAAUUCUGUUGAAAGGAGUAUUAACUGAAAAGGAUGCGGACUUAGCGACUCGCUGUGGUGUUGCUGGUAUUAUUGUUAGCAAUCAUGGUGCGAGACAGUUGGAUGGUUCUCCUGCAACAAUUGACUGCUUGGAGAACGUUGUGAGUGGUGUUAAAGGCAAGAUCCCGGUUCUAUUAGAUUCUGGAGUUCGUCGGGGAACAGAUAUCAUCAAGGCAUUGGCGUUAGGUGCGCAAGCCGUUUGCGUUGGUAGGCCUAUAUUGUGGGGACUUUCUGUGGCUGGCGAGGAAGGUGUCAGACAUGUUAUAGAGUUAUAUCGGAACGAAUUUGAACUCGAUUUGGGGCUGCUCGGUUGCCCCUCGAUUGCUAACAUUCGAAGAGAUAUGAUCGUUAAAGUAGAUUGGUUUAUCAACUCGUUUAAAACAAAUGAUGCGUUGCUUGGCCACAGUAAGGGGCAGCAAGAAAUACAUUCACGUCUAUGAUGAAAUAUAUUUCAUCCAGACAAGUUCUUCUAUUAAAAAAUUACAACUCUUAAAACUUACACAUAA